UGUGGAGGGGGCAAUAGCGUCAAAUAGCCAGCAUCUAUGCUUGUUUGAGCGUCUGCGGAGUCUAUGUGAGUCUAUGAGUAUUGCGGUUAGUGGUUGUUAGCGGUCGCAAACGAGUGUCGUUACCAUUCCUACAACGUUACGAUUUAUGGCAAGGGAUUGCGAUCCAACGACGGGAAUACCAGACGCGGAACAAGGAUACCACGACGAAUAUAUGUUGGAAAAUUUGGAAGUGAUUCUAGCUGAUCAAGUACGUGGCGUUGGUAACAAAGGCAUGGACUUAAUACCGCUUGAGAUACAUACGCUGCGAAAGGAUUUGUCAAGCUAGAGGAGACAUUCGCUUUGGGAGCUACAGUGACGUCUUUAGAAGGAGCCGGAGCGGAUAAAUAAUUAAAAUUAUAAUAAUCAUUCCAAUGUUUAGUGCAUACAAAUAUGAGGCAUGGAUUGCUGAGUGCCAGAGAAUUAUUGACAGAGAAAACAAAAAGAAAUUGAAGCUAAAAAGAGUUGCGGCAGCUCUUAUCAUUAAUGAAAUGAGAAAGAAGAAAAAGAGGCCUUAUAAAAAGAAAAGUUUUUGGAUUCGUCCGUUAUUUCUACUGCGACAGAUUCAUGGCUUUUACGAAGCCAUAUUUCCCACACUUUCUUUGGACAAAGACAUGUUCAAAAAGUAUAUACGUAUGACACCUAGUCAAUUCGAGGAACUGCUUGGUUUGGUUGGGCCUCUUAUUUCUAAAGAGAGUGGAAUAAGAAAUCCUGUACCUGUUGCAGCACGAUUGGCUAUGACAUUGAGAUACUUGGCAACAGGUGACUGCAUGACUUCGACUGCUUACCAGUAUCUUGUUGGGUUUACUACAGCAAGUAACAUUAUUGGGGAAACAUGCGAAGCCCUUUGGAAUUGUCUCAGCAAAGAAGUACUGCCGUUUCCAUUGAAAACAACAGACUGGUUGAACAUUGCUCAAGAAUUUGAAAAUCAAUGGCAGUUCAAUCAUUGUAUAGGUGCUAUUGACGGGAAACAUAUAUUAAUUGAGUGUCCUGACAAUGCUGGCUCUGCAUAUUUCAAUUACAAAAAUGCUCACAGCAUUGUAUUGUUGGGAAUCUGUGAUGCCAAAUAUAUAUUCACGUUAGUCGAAAUAGGUGCCUAUGGCCGUCGCAGUGAUGGCGGAAUUUUUAGAGAUUCCAUAAUGGGCCAAAAAUUCAACGAGAGACAAAUGAGUUUACCGAAACCAGAACGGCUGACAGACGAUGGAAUGCCUUUGCCGUAUGUUCUUGUCGGUGACGAAGCAUUUCAACUAAGUGAUUACUUACUUCGGCCGUAUCCUGGCAGAGGAGGUCUUAGCCAAGAUUGGAGUAUUUUUAACUAUCGUCUCAGCCGUGCUCGAAGAACUAUUGAAAAUGCCUUCGGAAUAUUGGUCAGUCAGUGGAGAAUUCUUAAAAGACCCAUCAAUGCUACUGUUGAUAACACAAUUAACAUGAUUAAGGCCAUUAUAUGUCUCCAUAAUUGGCUUCGAAAGCGUGACGAUACAAAUGAAUAUAUUUCACCAAAUACGGGUGAUCAAUAUGGUUCUAACGAUUUAAUUUCUGCAUCUUGGAGACAAGAAGUAGGGGAUUCGGCACUCCAAGAUGUUAGUAUUUACGGUAACCAUAACAGUAGCCGAUCUGCCAUAGCUAUUAGGGAAGAAUUUUCUAAUUUUUUCAAUGGAGAAGGAGCUGUUCCCUGGCAAUAUAAUCGUAACUAA
Messenger RNA from Temnothorax curvispinosus, 1730 nucleotides. RefSeq names its product protein ALP1-like. The transcript is spliced from 4 exons. The record is from RefSeq and is a predicted model, not a curated record. Bases 411 to 1730 code for a protein of 439 amino acids. NCBI's taxonomy places the organism in Eukaryota, Metazoa, Arthropoda, Insecta, Hymenoptera, Formicidae.